Molecule: messenger RNA, 641 nt
Organism: Effrenium voratum
Lineage: Eukaryota; Dinophyceae; Suessiales; Symbiodiniaceae
Source: the annotation of a GenBank genome assembly
AAAUUCGUUUUCGAUUUCCCAUGGUGAUAUGUGGCAAUGGAUUUGUCCCUGCUGGAGCGUGCUGCUGCAGUGGGAAGCGCAGAGGCGCAGUACAACCUGGGCGCUGAGUUCCUCACGGGCAAGCGAGUGCAGAAGGACCCAGCGCGGGCCUUUGAGCUUUUCCGCGAGGCUGCGGGCCAGGAACAUGCAGCGGCCAUGUGCAACCUUGGUGUGAUGUAUGCCCAGGGCCUUGGCGUGCAGAAGGAUCCCUUGGAGGCCAGGCGUUGGUACGAGAAAGCCGCAGACAGGGGCGACGCCAGUGGUCUCUUCAACUUAGCCUUGCUGUGCGCGGAAGACGACCCACGGCGUGCUCGGCAGCUGGCGCAGCUGGCGCAGAAGAAGGGGCAUAGUCAGGCCGGUGCCUUUCUGAGCAGCCUGCCGGGGCCAGAAGAGUUCUGGUCGCGACUGCGGGUGCUGCGGGCGCAAAGUGCCCAGCUCUUCGAGGAGCUCCGGCAAAGCCACCGGGAGCCCAAAGCGGCGGCGCUUCUGGCGGAGCUACUGGCUCAGCUGGAGAUGGUCCAGACCGCACCGAAGGUCAAAGCACAGCCGCCAGCAUCAUCAUGACGAUGAAGAAUCCUUUGAUGGAGCAACAACAUUGACGA